Molecule: messenger RNA, 486 nt
Organism: Medicago truncatula (barrel medic)
Lineage: Eukaryota; Viridiplantae; Streptophyta; Magnoliopsida; Fabales; Fabaceae
Exons: 1
Coding region: 1-486 (161 amino acids)
Source: RefSeq, a predicted model, not a curated record
AUGGAAAAAAGAGGCAUUCAUGGUCCUCCACUUUGCCCUAGAUGUUAUUCUAAAAUUGAAACUUCUACUCAUGCUUUUAUGGAAUGCCCCUUGGUGUCCAGAGUUUGGUUUGGUUCUUCUCUAAACCUUAAAAUUCUUGACCAACGCAUUAAAAAUUUUCCUGAGCGGUUAAUUGACAAAAUUCAACACGCUAAACCAGAAGUUCUCAUCCAGAUUGUAUCUAUUACAUACUAUAUUUGGUAUGCACGCAAUCUCAGCGUCUUUAAAGAUAGAAGCUUACCUGAAGUAGAGAUUAUUCAACGGGCUUACACCAGCAUCUCAGAUUACCGCCAAGCAAAUAGUACAAACUCUAAUGAAGCUGAUCGUGAUGCUCCAAUCUCCCAAUCCAAUAGACGAACUAAAUCAACUAGUUGGAGGAAGCCAGAAACGCACCUUGUGAAGGUAAACACGAUGCAAAUCUUCAAGUUCAAGGCUGGUGGGGUUUAG